Molecule: messenger RNA, 2235 nt
Organism: Mucor velutinosus
Lineage: Eukaryota; Fungi; Mucoromycota; Mucoromycetes; Mucorales; Mucoraceae
Exons: 1
Coding region: 1-2235 (744 amino acids)
Biological process (GO): chloroplast-nucleus signaling pathway; mitochondria-nucleus signaling pathway
Cellular component (GO): chloroplast
Molecular function (GO): protein binding
Source: RefSeq, a predicted model, not a curated record
AUGCUAAGGAGACAAGGCCAGCAUGUUGUUUGCCCAGCAUUACGUAGAUUAGCAAGUCAUACACAGCAACAUUGCACAAACCCAAGACAUCUCUUUACCACGUUUUAUGCCAAUUAUGCCACCACGUCAAAUACACUAACACCGUCCAAAGACUUGUCAAGGUUGCAACAAGCCAUAGGCCAAGGUAACAUUCAGCAGGCAGCCCAAGCAUACAAAUCCAUGAUGUCCACUAGCAAGGCAGGCGAGCAAUCAAUUAACCGAGAGCUCAUUCGCAAAUUAUUGAUGCUGGCUCGUCAUGGAAAGCGCAGAGAAGACAUUGAUUUCAUCAACAGAGUCAUUUCAGACAUGAAGCAGAGACUUCAAAUGGCACGCACGCCCUUUGAAUACCACGCCUUGAUGUAUGCCUUUGGAAUACAGCAAUUGCCAGAGAAAGCGUAUGACAUACUGGAGCGCAUGAAGCGAGAAGACAAUAUCAGACCCACACUGCACUCGUACAACACUUUGCUGGGAUGCUACAAACGAGUGAAUAACGUCGAUAGAGCAGAGGAGAUUCUAGCAGAAAUGAAGCAGCGCAACAUCAAACCAGACACUGUAACAUACAACACGAUGCUCCACCUUUUGCUACGCACACAUCAGUAUCAGCGAGUGCUUGACAUGUACAGUGCCAUGAAAGCGGAUAAGACCCAACCCGAUAUUUACACUUUUUCGACAUUACUGGAUGCUGCUGUAAAAUCAAAGGAUCUGCAUUUUGGAAGCGAAAUAUACAGUCAAAUCACACGGAAAUGCAAGCCAAAAGAAGUGGAUUUAACCAUGGUUAACAAUAUGAUUCGGUUCAUGGCAGACAGUAGUGGGCUGAACAAGACACUGGACCUCUAUUACGACCUGCCAGAUCGAUAUCCGCAUAUUCGGCCAGACAAAGUGACAUUCAACAUACUGCUCGAUGUGUGCUUCAAAAACCAGAAUCCCGCAAAAGCGUACCAGAUAUUCGGCGACAUGACAGCAGCCAAGCUUGAGCCAGAUGUAGUGACGUACGGUACACUAAUUGAUGCUGAAGCCAAGAUGGGCCAUUUGAAGGCAUCGAUUCAGCUAUUCCAGGACAUGUGCAAUGCAUCUAUCGAACCAAACGACAGGAUCUUCAACAGCUUGGCCAAUAUUGCAUCGUCAAAGUCUGCCCGACCCUCUGAUUUGAACGAUCUAAUGGACCUCGUUGACCAGUACCAACACAAACUCAAGUUGGACACCAAGGCGUACAAUGCACUCAUGUAUGGGCUGGCUCAAAACGGGCGAUCAAGCCAAGCACAGCAUUUAUACGACACUGUGUUUCGACAUGCCACAUGCAAACCAGAUAUUGCUACUUUUACGCAUCUCAUCUUGGCCUAUAUCAACGACAAUCAACUGGACGGUGCGCUAGAAAUAUACUACACUUUGAGAGAACACCAUAAAAAGUGCAAGCAAGAUGCCGCCACCACAAAGCACAAGGUCAAGAUACCAAUUCAGCUUGAUACCACCUUUUAUUCUACCAUUAUUGCAGCCUUAUCCAAAGACGAUUUCAAUCACACCAUCAGCUUUAGUGACGAUGCAAACGAAUCAUCGCCCAGAUUGCUGGCUGCUAUCAGCAUCUUCAACGACAUGAGACCACUGCAAAUACAGCCUACUAUGCAUACUUAUACGGCAAUGCUGCAUGCCUGUGGACAAUAUCGAGAUCAGUACGCGUUGGAUCAAGUGCACAAACUCAUCAAGGUAGAUCUUUACCUCGACCCGGAUAUCGCCAUCUACAAUGCCAUGAUGGAUGCUUACAACAGAACAGGAAACGGUGAAAAGGUACUGGACAUUUGGCAAACCCUGUCUACAGCAGCGUCAGACUACGCUCAAGUCGCUCCAGAUCAGACCACCGUGUCCAUCGUCUUUGACAGUUGCGGACACAAUGGCUACAUACAACAAGCGCAAUCGAUUUGGACCUUUUUGAAACGCACACAAUUCAAAUUAAACACCAACAAUUACAACUCGUACAUUGAAUGUCUCUGUCGAUCCAGAGGAAGACAGGGCUGGGAUGCUGCCAUGGCUAUCGUCGAGCAAGACAUGUCGGUACCAGGCAAACCUCAGCAUGGCAAACCUGUUUUGGAUGAGAAAACUUUAAAUACACUCUUGAGCUUUGCUAGAAAGAAGGCGUUUGAUGCGUCAGAGUUGGAUCAAUUGGAUCAGUGGAGAACGAAGAUGCUUAGUGAGGCAAAGUGA